This is a messenger RNA of Myotis brandtii (Brandt's bat), 2063 nucleotides long. RefSeq names its product phosphoprotein membrane anchor with glycosphingolipid microdomains 1 (gene PAG1). The record is from RefSeq and is a predicted model, not a curated record. NCBI's taxonomy places the organism in Eukaryota, Metazoa, Chordata, Mammalia, Chiroptera, Vespertilionidae. Gene Ontology annotation, biological process: intracellular signal transduction; negative regulation of T cell activation. Bases 405 to 1517 code for a protein of 370 amino acids. Gene Ontology annotation, cellular component: membrane raft; plasma membrane. The transcript is spliced from 8 exons.
ACGUGGAGGGAGCGAGUGGCGGAUGUGUAUUUGAGGAGACUGGCGUGGCUGUUGUUUUGGAAAAGACUUUUGACUUGCUCACCCCUCUCGGUAGCUUUUCCUCGCUUCGCAGGAAGGAAUAGAAGGCCCAGCAUCGGCAUGGAUUUACAGUGAACAGGACAAGAGUUGUCCCCUUCCCUAGCCACCUGCCUUUCCCUCACUCUCUCUCUCUCUUCGGUUGCAGGCAGCAAGGAGGAGGGAGCUCUCGCAGCAUUUCAGAGCCACGGCACUGCCAGCGCUGGGAAGGGUUGCAAGGACAGUUUUCUCCAAGGUUGGUCUCUGCGGCGGACGCAGUCCUCGGCCCGAUGCCACCAGGUCUGGAGGACUGACGGACACGCCAGCCGGCGCCCCCUCCGGCUCCCGCCAUGGGGCCCUCCGGGAGCCUGCUGGGCGGACACCUGCAGAUUGCCCUGUGGGGGAGCUUGGCAGCUGCCGCCACGGUCUUCCUCAUCACCUUCCUCAUCUUCCUGUGCUCCAGCUGUGACAGAGAAAAGAAGCCGAGACAGUACAGCGGAGACCAUGAGAACCUGAUGAACGUGCCUUCGGACAAGGAGGUGUUCAGCCGCUCGGUGACCAGCCUGGCCACGGACGCGCCCCUCAGCAGCGACCAGAACGGCGCACUCACCAACGGGGACAUCGCCUCGGAAGGCAGUGCCGGGACCUGCGCGCAGCAUUACGAGGAGGUGCUGGCCGCCGCCUCCGACCCGCCGGACACCGUGCAGGCCAGGGAGGGACGAGCGCUGUUUUGGUGGAAGCUGUGUCGGACCUUUUCCCUCCAAUCCUCAAAGCAAGGAGCAGGCACAGGAGACAACUCAUGGCACCACUGGUUGUGUCCGACUAACUUUAUACUGUUUGCGCCCCAGGCCCCGGGCAGAGCCGACUUCGCGGAGUACGCCUCGGUGGACAGGAACAAAAAGUGUCGGCAGAGCAUGAACGUAGACAGUGUGCUGGGCCCUGCCCGGGACGCAGAGGAGGAGGCCCCACCGCCGGUGCCCGUGAAACUUCUGGACGAGAACGAGAACCUGCAGGCGCAGGACAGGAGCGCCUCCGAGGGGACCCAAGAGACCAACAAGAGGUUCAGUGCCCUGUCGUACAAGUCCCGCGAGGAAGACCCGACGCUCACAGACGAGGAGAUCUCAGCCAUGUACUCAUCUGUCAAUAAACCUGGGCAGUCGCUCAAAGUGCCCGAGUCCAGCGACACCUGCAGCCCGGGAGCUGCCCGGAGGUCCCUGUCAUCCUGCAAUGACCUCUACGCGACCGUCAAAGACUUCGAGCAGCCUCCCAGCAGUGCGGGCACACUGGCCCCGGCAGCGAGGCCCCGGGAGCCCGAGCCCGACUACGAGGCCAUCCAGGCUCUGAGCAGAGAGGACGAGAAGGCCACCCUGGAGCCCAGCGGCCUGCGCGGCCCCUUCCCAAAGGAGAACGACUACGAGAGCAUCGGGGACUUGCAGCAGUGCCGGGAGGUCACCAGGCUCUAACAGCCCCGGCAGCGGUCAAUCGGGGACAGGAGACCAGGGCGCUGUCCCUCUGCGUCACGUGCUGCUUCCUUGGCCGAGGGCAUGAAGACUCCAGGACGGAACAGGAAGGCCACACCUGGCUGCCAGUGCACCCUGUCUGCCAGGCACGGCCACACCCGGCACAAGUCCCCGUGUUCCCACACCCUCGGACGGGUCCCAGCGUUGGGAUAUGCCGUUCGAAAGAGCCAGGUUCCCUUCUUCCUGCUCUUGGGGCAUCUGCUCUGGUCCCUUUGAAAUCGCCCCAUUUCUACUGGCUCCUUCCAAGGAAAUCGCCCACAGGGCUGGGCCUUUGCCUUCAGCGUCGGUGUUUUCAGAUGGUGUUUUCAGAUCUGUGGUUGCCGCUCCCGACGGAUCACCAGCGUCUUCUGGGGACGCCCUUGAGGGCCUUGGGUCUCCGUGCCUUCUGAUCCGGGCACUCCACGUCAGCAGCUUCUCCCAAAGGACUUGAAGUCACUUUUAGAUGCUUUAUUUUAUUUUUCUAGCCAAAAUGCCCCCCCCACCCCCCCA